GCGAUUAUUUACCGUUCGCCGGCAUUACGGGCAUUACUCACACAACAGAGUUGCCGCGCUUCCUGUAGAUAAAUGUCAAACGUCAAAGUUGUCAAAAUAUAACCUGCUUUGUCGAUUAAUUUCGUGUAAUAUUUUUGUUAUAACAAAACAUUCUUCCCUUAUUGUUACAUUGAUGCGUUAUGAAUUACAAACUGUAUUAGUAGUGUAUUUGAACCUCUUCUCCUAUAUUCUACAAGAGAUUAAACUUAGGAAUGUUUUCUAAUGGCCUGACCUGCAACCUUCCAUUCAGUUGUAUGAGUGUAACUCGAGAUUCAGGCUCCGAUGAACUUCUUCCCAACAGAAUGGCUCGUGAACCAGUUUUGUUGAACGUUUAUGAUAUGUACAAGAUCAAUGAGUAUACUUCUAAUAUAGGUCUUGGCGUAUUCCACUCUGGAGUUGAGGUUUAUGGGACUGAGUAUGCAUAUGGGGGGCAUCAAUACCCAUUCACCGGCAUAUUUGAAAUUAAUCCCAGGGACGAACGGGAUUUAGGAGACCAGUUUCGAUUUAGGCAAACUAUCCACAUUGGGUACACCGAUUUCACGGAGGAAGAUGUCAAAAGAAUAAAAAACGAACUCGGAAAAGAAUUUCGCGGAGAUCGUUACCACUUGAUGAACAAUAAUUGUAAUCACUUUUCUGGAGCUUUCACCAAGAUUCUUUGUGGCCAAGAUAUUCCGCCAUGGGUAAACAGAUUAGCAUAUUUUAGUAGUUGGGUUCCAUUCUUGGAGCGUUGUUUACCAAAAGAAUGGCUAAUGCCAAUGGCCUUGCAACAUUCAUUAAAUCAUAGAAAAGACUCAACUUGUUCAGAAUCAUCGACGUCACCUUAUUAACCCUUGCCAAAUCUGUAGGGAAGAUAAAUAAUUGAAGUGUGGUAUACAUGUAUUAUAAGAAAAACUAAUUUUAUCUGUUUAGUAAUCAACUUGUAUUCAAUUUUUAAUCCUCAUUUUGCAAUUGUUUAUCGUAUUAUUUCAUCGCCCUAUUCAUUGUUUUUAAUUCACGCCAAAGAAAUUGUGAACAUUGUAAAUAAGAGAUGAAACUAUCACUGGAUUUCCUAUUAUAGGAAAUUUCUUUUAAUUUAAUCAAUAACUUUUUUUAUUGAAUUUUCAUUACAACGAAUUAAGUUUCGUAUUCAGAAAAAAUGAUGUAAAUUACCAUUUUGUAAUUUCUUUACAUGGCACAAGGAUUUAAUGUUUUUACAUUAAAUAAUAGGAAAUCCCUCAUUAACUAAUAUUUUGACAUUGCUCUUGAAAAACUUAAAAUAAAUAUAAACAGAAGUGUUGAGUAAUUGGCCUUGUAAAGCAAAUGGUUUUGCGUCAUGUAUAAAACACCAUUUUUUUUCAAUAGAAAUGUCGACAAUUGUAGUGACCUGUAAUAUAUUUUUGGUUGAUUCCCUAGAUCGCAAAUGUUGUGUAAGAUAUUUAGAUCUAGUUCUAGGACAGUUGAAAAUGAUAGUCAAAAGUACAAAUGUGUCAUUGGGAAAUUAAACGUACAUUUUUCAGAGUGACAAUUUUUCUUGCAGUUGAGACACUAAAUUUGCGUUAGAUUAUCACUUUAAACGUAAAAAUUGUGUUCAUAAAUUGUAAAUAAAAGAGACAUGUUGACAUAAAUUCAUUUAUUUUAUUCACUGAAGUUGAAUAGGGGACCUUCUGUGUUGUCCAAGAAUAUAAGACUGUUUGUCAAUGUUUAUAUUUCUAUAACAGUACAAAAGAUUGAUGAAAUAGAUUUGUCGCAACCACAAAUAGUGACCUCUGUGAUGCAACGGAUUAUUUGGCUCAAAACACAUUGAAAAACCCGCCAAAAAAUUAAGGCACUUUGCUUUUGAUUUUUCUAAUUGCGUAUAGUUUGUAUUUAAUUUGUAAUUAACUUACAUAUUAUUUAAUAAAAUUUUAUUCAGACAA
Molecule: messenger RNA, 1934 nt
Organism: Tribolium madens (black flour beetle)
Lineage: Eukaryota; Metazoa; Arthropoda; Insecta; Coleoptera; Tenebrionidae
Product: deubiquitinase DESI2
Exons: 5
Coding region: 252-866 (204 amino acids)
Biological process (GO): protein deubiquitination
Molecular function (GO): deubiquitinase activity
Source: RefSeq, a predicted model, not a curated record